Messenger RNA from Anopheles aquasalis, 1765 nucleotides. Its product is annotated as cytosol aminopeptidase-like. Gene Ontology annotation, biological process: proteolysis. Gene Ontology annotation, cellular component: cytoplasm. Lineage: Eukaryota; Metazoa; Arthropoda; Insecta; Diptera; Culicidae. The record is from RefSeq and is a predicted model, not a curated record. Gene Ontology annotation, molecular function: metalloaminopeptidase activity; manganese ion binding.
AGACGUGUGUUCUGAUCUGCUGCUCUACCGUGAAUCACAAACGCCCACAAGAACUCCCACAAUGCUAUCCACCAUAGCUAGAGGCUUACGGAGCGUUCGUAGUGGAUCGGUCUUUCCGCGCACUCGUCAACCGUUCUCCACGCAAAUCGGUGAGAACCGCGCCGAGAAAGGCCUAGUGCUGGGGCUAUAUGAACAAGAAAUCGACACCGAAGAACCGCGUCUUUCGUCCACCGCGAUCCACUUUGAUGCCAAGACCGAUGGGCAGCUAUUGGGCCUUAUUAAAGAAUGUAAUUUGAAGGGAAAGCUAGGCAGCGUGAAAGUGUUCAACAAUUUGGAUCCGGAAAUCGGAUCGGUGGCUGUGGUGGGCUUGGGCAUCGAGGGCGCAGGCUACAAUGAGCUCGAGGCGAUCGAUGAAGGAUUUGAAAAUGUGCGGAUUGCCGCCGGUAUCGGAGCGAAACGGCUGGCCAGUGAAGGUUGCACCCAAAUUUUCGUCGAUCCCAUGGAAUACCCGGAGCAAGCGGCAGAGGGAAGCGGUCUCGCUACCUGGCGCUAUCAGGCAAACAAAUCGAAGAAGGAUCGAAAACCGAUCCCCAAGCUCGACCUGUACGAUUCGCCGGAUGUGGAUGCGUGGACACGCGGCUUAUUUAAAGCCGAUGCACAAAAUCUCGCUCGCAGCCUUUCGGAUGCCCCUGGCAACCAGAUUACGCCUACUUCGUUCGCCCAAGCCGCCGUUGAUGCGCUCUGCCCGUGCGGAGUCAACAUCGAGGUGCGCAACAAGGAUUGGGCUGAAGCGAAGAACAUGUCCUGCUUCCUGUCCGUCGCUAGAAGCUCCUGUGAGCCACCAAUUUUCCUGGAGAUCAGCUACUGUGGCGACGAUAAGGCCGGGCGUCCGAUCAUGCUGGCUGGCAAGGGUAUGACGUUCAACAGUGGUGGGCUUUGUCUUAAGAACCCGGAGGAUAUGGCCCAGUACCGGGCAAGUAUGGCGGGAGCGGCAACCGUCGUGGCAACCAUUCGUGCUGCUGCCGCUCUUUCACUGCCAAUCAAUCUGGUCGGUCUGAUUCCGCUCUGUGAGAACAUGCCCUCCGGUAUGGCCUUCAAACCGGGCGAUGUGGUCAGCUGCAUGAACGGGAAAACCAUCGCGGUCCACGAUACCAACAAUGCCGGAAGGUUAAUGCUUGCCGAUACCUUCAUCUAUGGCCAGCAAACGUUCAAACCGAAAAUCGUGGUCGACGUUGCGACGCUUUCGGAUGGAAUCAUCCACGCUCUCGGCGGUGCCGCCAGUGGAGUGUUUUCAAAUUCCGAUUUUCUGUGGUCGCAGAUGCGCAAGGCUGGUGCCAUCAGUGGUGAUCGCGUCUGGAGAAUGCCUCUGUGGCAGUACUACACUCACAAGGUUACAGAUUACUCAAACGUGGAUAUCAGCAAUGCGGGACGUGGGAAGGGAAGUGCUUGUUUGGGGGCAGCAUUCCUCAAAGAAUUCGUCCCCUGCGUCGACUGGCUACAUCUGGAUAUCACCGGUGUGGGAAUGCUUAAGACGGGUGCCGGCAUUCCCUAUCUUGUGAACGAUAGAAUGACUGGUCGGCCGACCAGAACCCUUAUUCAAUUCCUCUACCAACUUGCCUGCCCGGAACAGCAAAAGCAAGUUCAACAGAAAACUGAACAAAAUUAAUCCCUCUGCAUGCGAUUCGCGCGCAUGAAGUGAUCUGUUUUCUCCGUCUCAAACUCCUAAGCACGGUUUCUAGCGCAGCUUUCUAAAUAAACCUAAAUU